Austrofundulus limnaeus is the source of this 1015-nucleotide messenger RNA. It is a transcript of the gene fgf12a, whose product is annotated as fibroblast growth factor 12a. Gene Ontology annotation, molecular function: growth factor activity. The coding region runs from base 1 to 774 and encodes 257 amino acids. Lineage: Eukaryota; Metazoa; Chordata; Actinopteri; Cyprinodontiformes; Rivulidae. The record is from RefSeq and is a predicted model, not a curated record. The transcript is spliced from 6 exons.
AUGGCUGCGAUUGCCAGCUCCCUGAUCCGGCAGAAACGACAGGCGAGGGAGUCCAACAGUGACCGGGUCUCUACUUCGAAACGCCGCCCCAGCCCCAGCAAGGACCCUCGCUCUCUUUGCGAGAGGCAUUUCUUGGGGGUCUUCAGCAAAGUCCGCUUUUGCAGCGGCAAGAAAAGACCCGUUCGGAGGAGACCAGACGCACCCUUGAAACCUCCACAGGUGUCCCAUAAGGGCUGCAGGCUAGAGCCACAGCUGAAAGGCAUUGUGACGCGACUGUUCAGCCAGCAGGGCUUCUACCUGCAGAUGCAGCCGGAUGGAACCAUCGACGGCAGCAAGGACGAGAACAGCGACAACACCCUGUUUAAUCUUAUUCCCGUGGGUCUGAGAGUGGUGGCCAUCCAGGGGGUGAAGAGUGGCUUCUACAUUGCCAUGAAUGGCGAGGGCAUGCUCUACAGCUCGGAGAUGUUCACACCAGAAUGCAGGUUUAAGGAGUCCGUUUUUGAAAACUAUUAUGUGAUCUACUCGUCCACUGUGUACCGGCAGCAGGAGUCUGGCCGAGCCUGGUUCCUUGGUCUCACAAAGGAGGGACAAGUCAUGAAGGGCAAUCGGGUCAAGAAGACAAAGCCCUCAUCACAUUUUGUGCCCAGGCCUAUUGAAGUUUGUAUGUACAGGGAGCCAUCCCUGCAUGAGAUAGAGGACAAGCACCGCUCCAGGAAGAGCUCAGGGACUCCCACCAUGAAUGGAGGCAAAGCUGUCAAUCAGGACUCCACAUAGCACCAGGGAGGGGGGCUUCCAGUGGGAGGUGGGAGGUGGCCUCAUCCUGACUCAGGGGAAGGGGCCAAAAAAGGAAAACUUAACACCCUCCUUCAAAACUCCAAAACCAUCAACACCUUCUUAAACACGAGAAGGCGUGACGACAAGGAGGAGCUAUCACUGUACAACCAGGACAACAAAAAACUGAACUCUUGCUUGUGAAAACAUUUUAGAUGAAUUAAGAAGAAACCUGAACAUAUAU